Knipowitschia caucasica is the source of this 1014-nucleotide messenger RNA. NCBI's taxonomy places the organism in Eukaryota, Metazoa, Chordata, Actinopteri, Gobiiformes, Gobiidae. The record is from the annotation of a GenBank genome assembly.
AUGUGUGCUACAUUCCUGCGUAGCAGAGUCCAGGCUCAGCAGAGUCCAGGCUCAGCAGAGUCCAGGCUCAGCAGAGUCCAGGCUCAGCAGAGUCCAGGCUCAGCAGAGUCCAGGCUCAGCAGAGUCCAGGCUCAGCAGAGUCCAGGCUCAGCAGAGUCCAGGCGCAGCAGAGUCCAGGCGCAGCAGAGUCCAGGCUCAGCAGAGUCCAGGCUCAGCAGAGUCCAGGCGCAGCAGAGUCCAGGCGCAGCAGAGUCCAGGCUCAGCAGAGUCCAGGCUCAGCAGAGUCCAGGCUCAGCAGAGUCCAGGCUCAGCAGAGUCCAGGCUCAGCAGAGUCCAGGCUCAGCAGAGUCCAGGCGCAGCAGAGUCCAGGCUCAGCAGAGUCCAGGCUCAGCAGAGUCCAGGCGCAGCAGAGUCCAGGCGCAGCAGAGUCCAGGCUCAGCAGAGUCCAGGCGCAGCAGAGUCCAGGCUCAGCAGAGUCCAGGCUCAGCAGAGUCCAGGCUCAGCAGAGUCCAGGCUCAGCAGAGUCCAGGCUCAGCAGAGUCCAGGCGCAGCAGAGUCCAGGCUCAGCAGAGUCCAGGCUCAGCAGAGUCCAGGCGCAGCAGAGUCCAGGCUCAGCAGAGUCCAGGCGCAGCAGAGUCCAGGCUCAGCAGAGUCCAGGCUCAGCAGAGUCCAGGCGCAGCAGAGUCCAGGCGCAGCAGAGUCCAGGCUCAGCAGAGUCCAGGCUCAGCAGAGUCCAGGCGCAGCAGAGUCCAGGCGCAGCAGAGUCCAGGCGCAGCAGAGUCCAGGCUCAGCAGAGUCCAGGCUCAGCAGAGUCCAGGCGCAGCAGAGUCCAGGCGCAGCAGAGUCCAGGCUCAGCAGAGUCCAGGCUCAGCAGAGUCCAGGCUCAGCAGAGUCCAGGCUCAGCAGAGUCCAGGCUCAGCAGAGUCCAGGCUCAGCAGAGUCCAGGCUCAGCAGAGUCCAGGCUCAGCAGAGUCCAGGCUCAGCAGAGUCCAGGCGGACAGAGCUGCGCAGUAA